CUAGUGAUUCACCAUUUUUCAACGGAAGAGAGGCGCAUGCAAGCAAUAAAAGAGAUGGCUCGCAUCUUGAGAGUAGGAGGCCAGAUAAUGAUAUAUGUGUGGGCAAUGGAGCAAAAACGGAGAAGAUUUGAAAAGCAAGACAUCUUUGUUCCUUGGAAUCCUUCACCCCCUUCCUGCUCCUCGGGUGAGCCUUGCUCAUGUGGAGUACAAAAAUCAAUUCUUCACAAGGACAAAGAGCUGGCUUUGAACCAGCCCUGUCAUAAGUUGGAUGGGACUUCAGAGGUACACAGGACAGCAAAGAGCUCAUCCUGUGGAGGCGAGAAAAAAGCGCCGUACACGGUGUUAGAGAAAUCUCUGAGAUGGUCUCUGUUCUCAAGAUCGCUUGACUCGGUAUUAGAUGUGGGUGAUCAGUGGCACCAAGAAGAGCUCAUUAGAUACUGCAAUUACGGUGUUCAGCUGAAUGAAUUAAACAGAGGAAAAAAAGUUGAAAAAAACAGAGAGUGUGGCUUUCUGAAACGCACUUCCAACUUUUUUCUACAUUGCAAACAGAGUUUUGAAAAUACAACGGCUUUUGAAGCGGCUGUUAAACCUGUGCUGCCCAUGUCACGCUGCUCGAAGGCUUUCAGAAGUUGCUAUUCAGAAUUAGGGCAAGCAACUAUACAGCUGCCUAUGGCUGCAGAUACUAUUCAUGGCUGCAGUGGAGUCUGUUUACCUGACCUGAUUUCACAUCAGAAAGAAUUAGCUGUCAGACAACAACUUAAAAUAGACCAUCACCCAAAACAAGGAGCUUUCUGCCAACCUCAGAACAAAAGAACAGACUCUUCUCUGCAGAAAGCAGUCAAUGAGCGCUCCCUAACCACGCAGAGAAGACAGCAGACGGGUGCUGGGGGGGCAUGGCUGAGGUACUACCACGUUUUUAAAGAAGGGGAGUUGGCUGAGCUGAUAGAGCGUCACAUUCCUGAGCUACAUAUUACUCACUCAUACUUUGACCAUGCCAACUGGUGCGUGAUCGCAGAGAAGACUGAAGUGUGGAAGAUAUAG
Molecule: messenger RNA, 1041 nt
Organism: Fulmarus glacialis (Northern fulmar)
Lineage: Eukaryota; Metazoa; Chordata; Aves; Procellariiformes; Procellariidae
Product: putative methyltransferase KIAA1456
Exons: 1
Coding region: 37-1041 (334 amino acids)
Biological process (GO): tRNA wobble uridine modification
Cellular component (GO): cytoplasm; nucleus
Molecular function (GO): tRNA binding
Source: RefSeq, a predicted model, not a curated record